AUGGACAACAUAAGUUCUGGAGACUUUUCCAUCUUUUGCACUGCAGUCCCAACUCCUGCUGCUUCAAAGCAGCAGAAGCAGCAGCAGCAGCAGCAGCAGAAGCAGCAGCAGCAGAAGCUGCAGCAGCAGCAACAGGAGCAGCAGCAACAGGAGCAGCAGCAGCAGCAAAAACAGCAGCAGCAGCAGCAGGAGCAGGAGCAGGAGAGCCAAGAGGAGGAGCAGAAGCCAUUGGCACCUCAUGUAAACAAGUGCAAAGACUUUUCCAUCUUUUGCACUGCAGUCCCAACUCCUGCUGCUUCGAAGUCGGUUCCACAAGUUAAGAAGAGAAGAAAGUUUUUUUUUUUAACCCUCCUCUUGUUUUCGCGUCGUUUCUUGCAACAAGGCCUUUUGACUUUGUCAGCCACUUCUAUUUUAACAAAAUAA
Messenger RNA from Engraulis encrasicolus (European anchovy), 423 nucleotides. Its product is annotated as ras-interacting protein RIP3-like. The record is from RefSeq and is a predicted model, not a curated record. The coding region runs from base 1 to 423 and encodes 140 amino acids. The transcript is spliced from 3 exons. NCBI's taxonomy places the organism in Eukaryota, Metazoa, Chordata, Actinopteri, Clupeiformes, Engraulidae.